Molecule: messenger RNA, 372 nt
Organism: Penicillium concentricum
Lineage: Eukaryota; Fungi; Ascomycota; Eurotiomycetes; Eurotiales; Aspergillaceae
Exons: 2
Coding region: 1-372 (123 amino acids)
Source: RefSeq, a predicted model, not a curated record
AUGAUUUUGAAGGGAUUAGGACCUCGGUCUCUUCCAAAUAGAACAUUGUCCAGUCAAUUGCAUGUUACUUGUGGCCGAUCCUUAGCAACAACUUUGUUCAGACCAUCAAAAGCUCAAGACUCCCAAGGUUGCCAAAAUUCCGAAUCCAAGCAAGAGGAAAUCAACCAGACAUCUAAGAACCCCUCGAACCAAGACAACAAGCGCCAUGCACUUCAACCGAAGGCCAAAACCGUCUCCCAAGCCGAUGCCGAGCUUCGCGAGCGGCUCGAACAAAUGUCUGGAGAAGGAGGAGCCUCUGGAAUUGAAUACGAAGACGGCAAAGCGAAUGCAAUGAAGCGCGGCGUGCGAAACAACAUGUUCCGAUUGAUUUGA